This is a messenger RNA of Metarhizium brunneum ARSEF 3297, 177 nucleotides long. RefSeq lists its product as uncharacterized. The record is from RefSeq and is a predicted model, not a curated record. NCBI's taxonomy places the organism in Eukaryota, Fungi, Ascomycota, Sordariomycetes, Hypocreales, Clavicipitaceae.
AUGGAUCGACCCUUGCCAAGCGGCCCAGCGGAUGCUCUCAUCUGCGGAGCGUAUCUCGGGGCGUUUGAGAUGGGGUGCGCCACCAUCUGGAGUCCCGACCGCAGUUUGGAGAAGAGAAUCUGGGGAAGCAAUGCCCGGUAUUGUUUCUUGUAUCUGGCAGUUGAGCAGCGGAAGUAG